This is a messenger RNA of Adineta steineri, 678 nucleotides long. NCBI's taxonomy places the organism in Eukaryota, Metazoa, Rotifera, Eurotatoria, Adinetida, Adinetidae. The record is from the annotation of a GenBank genome assembly.
AUGGCAACUAUAAAUAAUAAUAAUACAUCAUUAGAACCAAUAGCUGUUAUAGGUAUAGCAUGUGAAUUCGCAGAUGUUGGUAGCGCAACAACAAUUGAUCGAUUUGAUCUUAAAUCAUUUACUGCUCAUAUGUUUAAUAUGGAUAAUAAUGGACAACUUCAUCAAAAACUUCUUCGUGCUGAUGCUGAACCAGCCGGUAUUGAUCCAUGUCAUCGAUUACUUAUAUUAAAAUUUGUUGAUUUACUUGAUGGUGCUGAACAUAGUGUUGGAAAAAUGUCAGAUGAUGGCCUUGAUCUUUUAUUAUUAAAACAAUUAAGUGAUGCUGAACGUGAUGGCGAUCCAAUUGAAGCUAAUUGUUUAGAUCGAUUCUUUAAUCGAUCAAAUCUUGAUCCACCAUUAUUAUUAGAUUUACUUAAGAGUAAUUUAGGACAUACAGAAGGUGCAGCUGGUGUUCUAUCACUUAUUAAAGUUGCUAUGUGUAUGUAUCAUCGUGGUAUUACAGCAAAUAUGCAAUUUACUUCACUUAAUCCAAAAAUAGAUGCACAAAAAUAUAAUCUACAUGUUGUUCAAAAUUUUAUACCAUUUCCAUCUCUUCCAAAUAAUGGAAAAAUAGCUAUAGGUGUUAAUUCAUUCGAAACGGUUGGUUCAACGACACAUGCUAUUAUUGAAGAAUAUUAA